This is a messenger RNA of Astrephomene gubernaculifera, 3146 nucleotides long. The record is from the annotation of a GenBank genome assembly. Lineage: Eukaryota; Viridiplantae; Chlorophyta; Chlorophyceae; Chlamydomonadales; Astrephomenaceae.
UCGUCAGCUUGACAGCUGCUUCCUAGCGGCUCCAGCUGAGGGAAAUGCACCCUUAGUUUUUCAUUUCGAUUGCGUUCAUACUGUUAUGGCUCGGUUUAGCAAGCCGCUGGCCUCCACGGUGGCAACUGCAUCUGCUGGCCGAUGAAGGCAUCACCACCACAUCCUAGCCCUCAACCUUACAAGCAAUUGAAACUCUGUACUGCACCUCAGCUCACAGUUACUGUUCCCUAUUACCGUUCCAUCCCAACAGGCUUGGCAUUACCUUCAGCGGGGGCGGCUUCCUGCUCCCUUACUUCAUCGGUGUCACGGAAAUCCUGCAACAACUCCGGAUCCUCCGCCCUGGCUGCGCCACCCCCGUCGCCGGCUCCUCCGCCGGCAGCCUCAUCGCAGUCAGCAUCGCCUGCGGCCUCUCCGCGAAAGACAUGUACGAUAGCCUCCUACGUUCUGUACAAGACUGCCGUACAAACGGCUCUUACCGCCGCUUGGAUGCCGUACUCACACGCCAGCUGGAUUCCACCUUGCCGCCCGACGCCGCGGAGCGUUGCAGCGGCGUUGCUACAGUAGCCAUCACGCGCAUGUUCCCGCGACCACGUACCAAGAAGAUUAGCACCUUCACUUCACGAGACGACCUCAUAGCUGCGUUGAUGACUUCUUGUCACAUUCCGGCUUACUUUAACGGCGAGCUAACAGCCAACUUCCGCGGCAAGACGGCGAUCGAUGGCGGCGUGACGUCUCUGAUGCCGCGACCCACCGCGCCACAUGACUUCCUGCUCAAGGUAGGUGGCGGUGGUAGUGAUCGAACGUUUGAAGGAGGGUUAGGACUUAGGAGGUGCGCGGGGAGCUUGUGCGUAGGGUGUUACAUGCUGCAACAACAACAACGUGGCAUGGCUGAACUAUGGUAAAUGUUCUGUGCCCUGUCUUGCCCACCUCUUGCCGCAUGCCUCAGGUGUGCUGCUUCCCUCGCGCCCAAGUGGCCCGCCUGCCCAUCUUCAACCGGCGGCGGGUGCUGGAGGACCUGCACCUGGGUAUCACACCGGACGCGUUCGGAGCCUGGCCCUACGGCCUGAAGGACAUGUUGGCUGCAGCCCUGCACCCCCACUCCGACGACUUCAUCCAAACCCUGCUGGAGGCCGGCCGCCACGACGCAACCCACUGGGCCCACGCAACCGGACUCGCACCCCCCGGCCUGCCGCUGCCACCCCGACCGCCCAUGCCGCCGCUCGUGCUGGGAGCACGAGCAGGCCCCGCGACGGCGAAGCCGUCGCCGACGGCUGCGGCGCCUGGAGGCGGCGUCGCCGCGGUUUCGGACGCGGAGGCGACGUCGGAGAUUGCGGCGGAGGCCGCCGCGGCGGCGUCACUGGCGGCGCCAUUGGGUCACGCCGCCGCCGCCGCCUCCGGCGGCGGCGGCAUUGGCGACGUCGGCGGUUCUGAUCUGAGUGCGGUGUUGGCGACGGCUCUCUCGCGCAGGCCCUCGACUGCUGCGGAGGCUGAGGCGGCGGCGGCGGUGGCGGCUGGCACGGAGGCGGCUCAGGAGCUGCUGCUGCAGCUGCAGGCGCACCCGCAGCCGGAGCCGCGGGAGGAGCCUGUGACACCGCAGUUGCGUGACCAACACCAGCAGCAGCCGCACGGACCCCACAUGAAUGGUGAUUCAGCGAAUGGUGAUUCAGCCGAUGAGAGCUACCUCCAGCUGCACCCCCGCCAUGACCCGCACCAGCGGGAGCAGGAGCUGCUACGGCAGAUGUAUUUGCAGCCGCGCACCUCACAGGAGUCCGUGUCGUCCUCCUUGUCCUCGUCUUCGUUAGCAGCAACAGCAGGCGGAGGAGGAGGUGGUGGUAUAGGUGGAGGAGGAGAAGGGUCGCCGCUGGGGAUCCAGAAGGUCGGGGAGAAGGAGAAGGGAUGGAAGGAGGGUGCGGGAGAGGGCGGCGGCGAGGCGUCACCGGUAUCGCUAGCGGGGCACUGUCCGCAGCAGCAGGGGCGUGGUGAGGUGGCUGGGAGGCAGCUAGGAGGGGGGGCAGAAAAGGCCAAACAAGGAGGGGAGGCAGAAGGCCCGAUGGUGGUGCCUCGCCGCAACACAGGUGGGUGGUGAUGAUGAGGUGGGGAUCGAGGGAGGUAUAAGGGGGAGGACUGUGGCGUCUUUUCUGCAUCUGCAUCUGGUGAUGAGAAUUGUUGAGGAGCGUUGGGGGGUAGGAAACGGGGUUGCUGGCUGGCUGGUUGGCUGAGGAGGUAGCGGGGGCACAAGUUGCAUGCAGAGGGAUGCGUGGCUGGCUGGGUAGUGUGCAGAGCUGCUGGGCUUCACGUGCUGUGUCGUGAUGGAAGGCGUUGUUGUCGUGCGAGUGGAGUUCUGCUGCGUUCUCCUGGGUGCACUUGGCACUGCUAGCAAGCAGGGGUUGUACGACUGUGGCUGCUGUUGCUGCUGGGUUCUGCUGCUGCUAUGUACAUUACCUAACUGGACAGCAACAAAAGGGCGGUUAAAAAGUAGUAUAAUGAAGGGCGGGCACAACAAUUGGCUGCUGUGGGGACGGACAGGAAGGGACGGAAGGGUUGGGUAUGACGGCUAGGGGCAGGACAAAAGAGUUUAGGUAGCGUAGAAUGUGGGGUGGCCGUCCGCGGUUUUGCUGCUGAGACCUAGGCAGCUGUGGGUUAAGGAGACUGGCUGUGGGUGCUUGUACACUUACUAUUCGACACAUUGCUACAGCGGGCACUCCUGUCUUUAGGUGUUCGGUUCCUUCUUAUGACAUGUUGAUAGACGCCUUUGAAUUCUCCCUUCAUUCUUUGUUUGUACACUUCUUGCUUUACAGCGCACAUGACACGGGUUUUACAGAGCUUGUAUUGCGCAGGUGGUUUUGCGUUGCUUGUGUGCUUGAACGGAACGGAACCGGGACGUACUUAUUCAUGACAGAGGCUGGCAAACCAACGCUUUGGGGUAUGUCGGAAUGCUGCUUUGGGUUGUGCUGCAGAGGGAUAGGCUUCCUGCGCUUCCCACAUUGUACGGUACCGGUAGCAUGGGGAGUUGCAACCAUGAACGAAUCUAUUUUGGGUGGCGUAUGCCUGUAGAUUGAGACUCUUCGUUUGGCGCAUUCCGCAUUUGCAGCCGUACUCCUUGAGACCAUUUGAACGGGCCCAAAUGUAACGGCAGAAGCGUCUAA